Molecule: messenger RNA, 2697 nt
Organism: Procambarus clarkii (red swamp crayfish)
Lineage: Eukaryota; Metazoa; Arthropoda; Malacostraca; Decapoda; Cambaridae
Source: RefSeq, a predicted model, not a curated record
AUCUCAAAAGAAAACAUUUUACAUUUACAGAAAGCGGUGCUUUCAGCGGAAAGGUAACAUGUCUUCGCUUCUUCAUGUAGUAGGAAGAAGCAUGUCAGCAGCGAGGGUGUGGCGUCCGGUGUGCCCCAUCUUGCAGCGCCUCAGUCAACAACGAGCCACACCUCAUCUCAGUCCUUUUUCCUCAGCUAUGCCAAUGCAGAGCUCCCACCGCCAGCCCCACAUGAAUGAAGUGCAGGAGGUGAAGUGGCUUCACCCAGGCGAUGGCAGGGUAGAGGACAUGAUAGCCAUGAACAAACAUGGAAUUUGGCGCCAUUGCGGAUAUUUUACCAUGCACUUGGAACAACCAUUUGAGCCACAGCAGUAUCUUCAAGCUGUAACUCAUCUGCAUAAUAAGGUUCAGCUGUUGAGGACCUGUUUCCGCCCCCGUGACAAAGAGUGGUGGCUGUGUGAGAUGCCAAUACCUUCCAUUGACUUCCAGGUUGUUGAAGGGUCAGAUCCACUUAAGGAAACACAGUCACUGAUAAACAUACCUACAAAUUUGACCGAUGGACCUCUGUGGCGAGUUCGACUUUUAUCAUCUACCCCUGAAGCCCUUCCUCCUCGGCCAGAGAUAAACAAAAAAUUCCCUUUUCGGAACACAGUGAUAUUUGAGUGCCAACAUGCAGCAAUUGAUGGUGCUGAUAUCAUGAUGAUUAUUGGUUGGUUCCAUAAAAUCAUUGAUGACAUGCUCAGCGGAAAGCCCAUUGAUGAUUCGCAAUUGGGUCAACUUGCAGACCACAGUCACACAUCAGAAAUAACCCAACAAAUAAAAUCGGCUCUUGAAAAUGAUCCUGAACGGUUGAGCUCAUUACUUAAACUUAAAAAACAAGAGCCGGCCACUUCUGUCCUCAUUGAAGCUUUCGGAGCCCCAGAACCAUCUCAGGCAGAGACAAAAUACUUGGAAAAUGUUUUUCUGAAUAUCUCAGACGUUGAUAAGUUUCAUGCCAAGUGUCAGUCUGAAAAUAUAUCGUUCAAUGCUGGAUUUACAAGUAUAAUUAACACGGCUCUAGUUGAGGUAGUAAGGGAGGCCGGCUUGACACGAGACGCCUACAAUAUUAGGAGUCGUGUUCCCAUUGAUAUGCGUCGUUACAUGAAAGGUUACUCCAAGACCUGCUUUUUAGGUUUCCAUGGUGCUCCAAUGUAUCAGAGCAUUUCAACACCUUACAAUGUUAAAGAUCAUUUCUGGAUGUAUGCAAAGCAGUAUCAUAUUCAGUUUCAGAAUAACUUGAAGAAAAAAUCAUUUAUUGAAGAUAUGAUCAUUGAGAGAAUGCUUCGGCCAGCUGAUUUUUCUCCUGAGAAAUUCUUUGCAAAUCCACAACCUAUUACGAGAGACUAUUUGUUUACAAAUAUGGUUACACAUCUUUUCAGAAUAUACGGAGUAGGUAAACAUGUUCAGCUAACAGAUCUUAAAAGUUAUGUAAAUAUUCAUGCUCUUAACGUUACAUUCAUCUGCGCCUUACUCAAAAUAUGUGAAGAGGUCCGGUUUGAUGUCUGGUACUCGUCACGGGGAUUAACAAGAAAUACAGCACAAAACAUUGUUGACAAAACUGUUUCAGUCUUCAGUGAAAUUUGUGAAAAUAUAUAAUGUUUAGAUGAUAGAUCAAGGAAUUCCUUCAUAUGUAAGAAAUCCUAGAUGUCAAGAGUGGGUCACUUUGGGGCUUAAAUAGCCAAAUUACAUUUCAAUAUUUACUGUAACAUUUCGACGUGUAUGUACUUAGUUAUGUGUAAUGUAAAAUUGGCUCCAGCAAGUCAAUGAUAGAUAGUAAGUGCUCUCAAAACUUAAAGCCUCAUUAUCCAACCUAUCCACCUGUUUUGGUGAGUACUAAUAGUAACGAUGAGAACAUUGUUAUAUAUGCUGAUGUACAACGAAAUUAGAGAGUAGAAAUCUGAACUAAUGAGUUGGACAAACCGGAAAAUUAUUUGUUACUUGUGUUGCUUUGACACACACCCUCAUGUGAUGACUAGUGUGCAUUUGGGGGUUCCAAGAAUUAUCCUCAUGGCUUCAUUUCUAAUUCUCUCUAAAGCUUUCAUCCUAUUGCUAGAGAGACUCAUAAGGUGCAGGGCAAUGUAGUCCAAUAGUGACAUGAUGGACAUCAUGUAGAACAUUCUGGCACUUUUUACAUUGAUAGAGGUGACUUGAUCAUUAAGUUUUCCUUAAAAUUCAUUUCAAUUUUAAUUUUGAUGACCAAAUACUCAAAAUAUCAUCACCCUAACUAAACCAAGGAAUAAUUCUGGGGGUAAUUUUACAAAUAAAUUUCUUUAAAACAUUUCUUAUACAGAUUUGAAAGAAAUAGUUUUUCUUUCGAAUUAAUUUUUUCUUUCGAUUAAUUUAUCAUCAUUGAUUUGGAACAUUCUUUAAUUUGUUAAAAAUCAUCUAACUAAAGAUCAUCUAAAUCCAUCGAACUAGUCAAAUGCGAAUAAGAAAUAGUACCAAAGAGUGGGGACAAAAUUUUAGUGAGCCACUUAGAAAGCUCAAAGAUAAUGGGGCCCACAAAACUUAUAAUAGGCCUUGUGGUAUAAUUAGGCUUAUGAGUCUUGAUUAAAUGGAAUGAUAAUAACUAUUGUAUACAAUUUGUGUGGAUCCCUUCCCAUGCUGGUGGAAAACAUGACUUUGUAGAUCGAUUGGAUAAUGAGGCUUGCAGGAAAGAAAAUAUUGAU